Drosophila kikkawai is the source of this 412-nucleotide messenger RNA. Its product is annotated as ciliary microtubule associated protein 1B. NCBI's taxonomy places the organism in Eukaryota, Metazoa, Arthropoda, Insecta, Diptera, Drosophilidae. The record is from RefSeq and is a predicted model, not a curated record.
UUUGCAAGAUGAGCCCAGACUUUCCCAUUUUAAGGUUGUAUCCCGUUCGGCAAGCAGCUCUUUUGUGAGUUAUUCAAAAUUUUUAAAUUUUAAAGAGUUCUUAGAACCAGAAAAUGUCUUGCAGAAGAUCAUUUGGACCCGGACCUGGCGCCUACAGCCUGCCCAGCACGUUCGGUCCUAAGAACUGCGACAAGAGGAUGCAAAGGAGUCCGGUUUUCAGCUUUGGAACAAGUUCAAGGUCCUGCAAUACCUCCGUAAGGAAAGCUGAAGGACCUGGACCAGCUGCCUAUCAUCUGGGCAAUGUCACGCGGUAUGGCCGGCCAGGGCAAAACGAUUUCUCGAUUUUCAGUCCGCACAAUCGUCGUUAGAAAAGUGAAGGAAGGUGUCCAAAUAUAUACACAUAUGGUUUAAA